UAUAAAUAAAGCCCCUUCUUGGUAACGAAUUAUAAGGUGGCCUUGUAUUGUAUUCUUGUCUUGCUGGUGCCAAUUUCCGUUGCUCUCUGUGAGAAGAUAUGGGAAAAUUUUCUAGUAAGUAUGUUGGAAUUAUGGUUGUGGCAUUUGUGUUGGUGCUAGGUUUAGCAGAAUGUCGAAAACUUGAGAAAGAUACCCUUGGAGGUGGUUUAGGAACAGGCGGAGGGGGAGGUUUUGGAGGAGGUGGAGGUGUUGGAGGAGGUGGAGGCCUUGGAGGUGGUGCUGGAGGAGGAAUUGGUGGUGGUGCAGGUGGAGGCCUUGGAGGAGGCAAAGGUGGAGGAUUAGGAGGUGGUGCGGGAGGAGGAAUUGGUGGCGGGGGUGGUGCAGGAGGAGGACUUGGUGGUGGCGCAGGCGGAGGCCUUGGAGGAGGCAAAGGUGGGGGACUAGGAGGUGGUGCAGGAGGAGGAGUUGGUGGUGGUGCGGGCGGAGGCCUUGGAGGAGGCAAUGGUGGGGGACUAGGAGGUGGUGCAGGAGGAGGUGGCGGUGCUGGUGGAGGAUUAGGAGGAGGAGGUGGAGCUGGUGGUGGUGGAGGCGGAGGUCUCGGAGGAGGUUCAGGUGGUGGCAUUGGAGGAGGAGCCGGAUUUGGUGGAGGUGCUGGCGGAGGGUUUGGCGGCGGGCACUAAUUAAUUAAGUAAUGAAAAUCACAGCAACUAGAAUGAAUAAAAAGCAAGAUAUUGCAUCUUUUACUUCUAUGCAAAAUUAUUGUAGCAACUACGUCACAAAAGAAUUAUGUAAUAUAUCCAUUUAAAUGAUGAUUAUAAUUAAUUAUAUUCAGGUAUUAA
Messenger RNA from Jatropha curcas, 839 nucleotides. NCBI's taxonomy places the organism in Eukaryota, Viridiplantae, Streptophyta, Magnoliopsida, Malpighiales, Euphorbiaceae. The record is from RefSeq and is a predicted model, not a curated record.